Messenger RNA from Brassica oleracea var. oleracea, 1144 nucleotides. RefSeq lists its product as uncharacterized. Lineage: Eukaryota; Viridiplantae; Streptophyta; Magnoliopsida; Brassicales; Brassicaceae. The coding region runs from base 22 to 1125 and encodes 367 amino acids. The transcript has 7 exons. The record is from RefSeq and is a predicted model, not a curated record.
CCGGAACUUUUAUUUUAGUUCAUGAAUAUCUUUGUCAAACUCGUUUUAGUCGUUUUCAUAGUUUCCCUAGCUCAAUCUAGGGAAAUUGUAAGCAAUGUGAAAUCAUCCAAGCUAAACGAGAAGAUUCUAUACGACUGUGUGGAUAUAUAUAAACAACCUUCAUUAAGCCAUCCACUACUAAAAAACCAUAAAAUCCAGAUGGAGCCAUCUUUUUCAAACUUAAAACCUAAAAAGCAAGUGAAGAAUAAAACUGAAAACAGAAUAAGAGUUGAGUGUCCAAAUGGAACAGUACCUAUAUUGAAAAAUACAAAAAAAUAUGUCGCAAAUGCUCAAUAUUGGGCUGAGAGACACUUCAACCCGCUCACAGACGAAAGCCAUGGGAAACAUAUUGCUGGAGUUAGAGAACAAGGUCGAGGUCCUUACCAUGGUCUGGCAGCUUGGCUGAGUGUGCAUGAUUUAAACGUUAGUAGAGACCAAGCUUCAUAUGCAAACAUAUAUGCUGGCAGUGUAUUAAAUAACAAAACUAAUUUUAUCGAAACCGGCUGGAUGGUAAAUCCAAGUUUAUUUGGUGAUGGACAAACAUGGCGUUUUGGCUUUUGGAAGGGUGCCGAUGGAGCAGGAUGUUAUAAUACAAUAUGCCCUGGUUUUAUUCAAGUGUCACAAACUGACCUUUUGUCUGGCCCUAUUCCUCAUCCCCGAAAAGGAGACAGAGCUGUUUUUCCUAGUAUUGUACAGGAUGAAGUAUCAGGAAAUUGGUGGACAACACAUGUACGAAACUUUAGAAAAGAUAUAGCUAUUGGUUAUUGGCCAAAAGAACUAUUUGAUAUAAUAGGUCAUAGUGUGGACAUGGUUGGAGUUACGGGAGUUGUCCAAGCUUCUCCUUCGGGAAUAAGCCCACCAAUGGGUAAUGGUCAUCUACCAACUAAAAAUGAAGAUGAAUCAGCGCGGGUUAAACACCUCUUAACUGUAAACUCUAAAUUUAAGAUCAAAGAACGUGACAUAAAUGAAUUAGUUAAGUUAUUAGACAGCAACAAAUGUUACGGAUUAAGAGAUGGAAAGAAAAGAUUUAUCCUCAUAGAAUCUAAUUUGUUCACAUAUGGUGGACCUGGAGGAACAUCUUGUUGAAAAUGAUUAUAAAAUAAUA